AUGCGUAAAAGCUACACCUUUUCCAUUGUCACCUUCGAUUUACAAGCCCUUUGUCGAUUAGCAAGCCGUCUGCGUCAAGGUAGUACCUGUCGAUGUGAUGUGAAUCAAGUACCUGAAAGUGGAAGUUUCAAUUGGGCGAUAUACAUUGUAUUUGAGGAUGGAAUCCAAUGGCUGUUGGAAAGUGAAGCAGCCACACUCAGCUACGUGAGGAGGAACAGUGACAUCCCAGUCCCCCAUUAUAUCCUGAUGAGUAAAGCAACCGGCUUUCCGCUUCGAAGAGUGUGGAAGUCGACUAGGUCCGGACAGACAGAACUAUCAGCCAAAAUAAAGACCAAGAUACUUUUCCAACUAGGGACCAUUGCAUUCAAGCUCUCACAAUUGCGUUUGGGUUGCCACAUCUUUCACGAACGGUACUCUUUGGAAGAUGUACCUCGAGGCCCAUUCUCCUCUGAGACACGAUUCUAUGAUAGCCUUGUCGACGCACUGAUCCAGCACGCCGAAAUUUUGCCACUAUCGCACCAUUGUUUCGUCGCACCUGUUCCUUGCCAAGGGCUAUAUGAUUCUACUAAGCUUUAUAAGACGGCGCGCAACCUCUGGAAUGAUUUCGUCACGGUAGGAUGCAAAAUCGACUCCUCGGACAAUAGGCUUGACUAUAUUAUCACUGGCGAGCAUAUAUCAAAAUUGAAUUAUAAUUCUUUUCCACUGUGCCAUUCAGACUUGAGCGUCAAUAACAUAUACGUCGACGAUGACUAUAACAUCACAUGCAUCAUUGACUGGGCCUUUUGCUCGUCAGUUCCUGAGGCUAUGGAUGAUUACUGCUUAUUUACUGUAGUCUGGGGCCAGAUUUACGGCUCCGAUAAAGACUUGAAGACUUAUUUUCCCAACCAACACUCGUUAUGCCGCAAUAUAAAACGGCACAAGGAGAUACCAAUAGAAUAUCAGUCUCCAGAAAAGAUAGAGAAAGCGGAGCAUGAUUACUUCAGGGACGAUGUGCUGAAAAACUCAAUAGCUAGAAGUCUAACUGUGAUACGCCUUGAAAGGGGGGAUCUCUUCAUUGCGGAUUCCGAACUAUGGAAGUGGAUCUCUAAGGUUAUAUAA
Molecule: messenger RNA, 1098 nt
Organism: Aspergillus pseudonomiae
Lineage: Eukaryota; Fungi; Ascomycota; Eurotiomycetes; Eurotiales; Aspergillaceae
Exons: 8
Coding region: 1-1098 (365 amino acids)
Source: RefSeq, a predicted model, not a curated record